GCGGGCGGGCGGCAGGAGGGCGGCAGGCAGGGCGCUGCGGGAGGGAGGUAGGGCGCUGCGCGGCGGAGGCGCCUCUCCCGCUCCCCUGCUCCGGCGGCCUGCAGGCGCCCCGAGGCCCGGCCCGGCUCCCCCCGGCUCCCCCCCCCCCCCCGCUCCCGUCCAGCAGCCGCUCCGCCAGCCGAAGGGGAAGGAGCCGCCGCAGAGGCAGAGCCCACCAUGUCGCGGCCGCUCCCGCUGACCCCCCCGUUCCUGCCUCCCACCUACGGGGUGCUCAAGUCCCUGCUGGAAAACCCGCUCAAGCUGCCGCUCGCUCACGAUGACGCAUUCGGUAAAGAAAAAGACAAAGAGAAGAAGUUAGAUGAUGACAGCACCAGUACCACAGUCCCUCAGUCAGCUUUCUUGGGCCCAACAUUAUGGGACAAGACACUGCCAUAUGAUGGAGACACUUUCCAGUUGGAAUACAUGGACCUGGAAGAAUUCCUCUCAGAAAAUGGCAUUCCACCCAGUCCAAACCAGCACGAGCAUAGCCCGCACCAGCCAGGUCUCCAGCAAGCUACCUCAGCAUCACCUUCUGUCAUGGACCUCAGCAGCAGGGCUUCUACUUCAGUCCAUCCAGGCAUGGUGUCGCAGAACUGCAUGCAGAGCCCGGUCAGACCAGGUCAAAUCUUGCCAACAAACCGAAACACACCAAGUCCCAUUGAUCCUGAGACUAUCCAAGUUCCCGUUGGCUAUGAACCUGACCCUGCAGAUCUUGCUCUUUCCAGUAUUCCUGGCCAGGAGAUGUUUGACCCUCGUAAGCGCAAAUUCUCUGAAGAAGAGCUGAAACCACAGCCAAUGAUUAAGAAAGCUCGCAAAGUCUUCAUUCCAGAUGACCUGAAGAACAAAACUGUAACACUUCUGAAGAGGACUGAGGCAAGAAUGUCCCUUAUACGUUAAUCAACAGCUGAAAUUCAUGAGAUCAAUAUUAAUUUCCUUUGUAUGCCAGAAAUUUCCUGCGUGACCUUGGACAAGCUUACUUUGUCCCAUAUUUCCCACUUAUGAAACAGUCUGAUCAUGUUUCCUUUUCCUCCACUCUCUGUCUGUCUCAUCAGCAUAGAUUGUAAAGUCUUCAAGGAAGAAUCUCUCCCUCACGGGGUGUAGUCCACAGAGGCCCCUGAUAAUGACAGAAUGAAAUACAGUUUGUCUUGUUCGGAAGUUUCUUUAGCUCUGCGUAUAACAAUGAAUGGGAACACUACACUAAAUACUACUAAACUAGGUGAAAGGAUCUAAACUAGUUGAAGGGAAGCAGAACAAAAUAAUUCUGCCGGUAAGCGUAUUUUAAUACAAUAUUUAAAAUAUAAUACAACAAUAAUGCAAUAAUUAAAAACAAAAAGAACACUUGUUUAUGUUUCUCAUUGCUUCUGAGAUGUGAAGAACAAAGAACUUGCUAGAAGAGAGCUGAACAAAUUGAUCAGCUGAUUCAGUUUAUCAAAUAACUGUGAAAAUUGUCAUUAUUUGCAAAAUUCUAUUCCCAGUAUGUGAUUUCCAAGACGGUCUUUUUUUUAUCAGAAGUAGUCAGUGAAGAAUUCUGCUGUGGCCCACCGAGAUACAGACUGAAAGCCUGUUGGUGUUGGUGGGAAUCUUCAGCUGUGCACACAGAGGCUGGGAGGGCAUGUGUUUACACCCAGUGAUAGCAUUAGGGAAGGAAGCUGAUGCUCUUCACUAUUUUCAAGGAUAAUGUUGUGUGAGCUAAAAGAGCGCACAACACCAGUGGUGUCACUAUGUGGUGUCCUCAGUUUUCAUUCAGAAAGAUUUCUCUGCACUGUGCCAUUAUUUUUCAGGCAAAUUUUACUGCUUCUGAUGCUCUGCUGGCAUUGCAGUGUACUGAGGUCUGCCUAAAGAGAGGUGUUCAGUACAGAAAUGGCUACACAGGUGUAAGGAGACUGGAGUUUGCCCCUCAGUGUCAUUCAUUUUGUGAUAUCUGCUCAGUGUCCUUAUAUUGUCAAAGCAAGCUUUUGCCAAAAGUGCCCUUGGACUGUUUCAUACCAGAUGUGGAAAAUGUCUUGCAUGCAGCAGUGGAGCACCCAAGUUCUCAGCCUAAGACUGAAAGGGUUCAGUUCAAGGUCCCUCACUUCUCUGAGAUACUCACAUCAGAUGCCCUUGACUCAGUUCAGAAUGCUUGACCCAAGCGCUGCUUCUGCCCUGGCGUGUGGAAUGGCUGUUGAGUUCUCGGGGUGGGUAAGCAGAUUAGACCAGUCAAUCGUCUCUGGGUUGCAUGUGAUUUUGAAAUGCCAGCCUUACCUCUUUCGGGUCUGGAUUAAGGGAUUUGCCAUAGCAAUUUGUUAAAAUAAAGAUGGAUGAAGCCUAGGUGGCACACUAAUAAAUUGCUUAAAGCUGAUUUUUUGGAGUGGAGUGAGAUGGGAAAUUAUAAACAAGAUUCAGGUCAUAGCUUUUUGCUGCAUGCUUGUUUUUAAGAGGAGUUUUGGGGGGUGGUCCUAUCUAAGUGCAGGUGAAAAGCAAUUUAGAGAUGCACUGACUCCAAAUCAUCUUUGCUGUACAACUCACAAAGCUAAACUAGUAUAAAGCAGUUGUAGAGUACUUGUAGCAGUUGUUUUGCUCUUGUUUUGUCUCGUGCAAGCAGCGGCAGAAGAUGCAGAGCAGCAGCAUUAGGCCUGGCCUGUUUCCUGCAGAAGUAUGAGGCAGUGGGGGGGAUUUCCCUGCUCAGUGCAGUGGAGGACCAGAUGGCUCCUGGUUCUCGCCCUGGAUAUGGGGCUGUGCUGCGAUGCUUGAUGAAGCAAGGGCUGCCCUCAGACUGUAAGCAAAUGUAAGCAUAUAAAAAUGGAGGAGUGACUCUGGGAGGGCAAGUUUGAGCUGGACAGCUCGACCAGGCAGUCUGAGUGUUGAGUGGCUCUAUCACUCUCUGCAGGGGAUGGAAUUUCCCUUUUCCUGAGACACUCUGCCCACUUUGUGUUCAGUGAGUUUCCGGAUUUCUAGGGCUUAAUUUUCAUAGCAGUGCAGAAGCUGCCAUUUCACUGAAGGCCAUUUCAUUAGAAAAGCCACAAAAUCAAGUGAAAUUAAGUAGUGACUUGCAGUCUUUGCACAAAUGCAACUAAGGUGAUGUCCUAGAGACAAAGCUUUAAGGACAACACUUUGGGAAUGUGUUAGCUUAUGAAACUUUAGAGAUGAGUGGACCUAUUUCUGGCAAAUGCUUUUUUCUUCACUGUCAAAGCCUAUUGUACUAAUCUCUUUGCGGACAGUACCAGAGCAGCCGUCCUUGUUUUGCCAUUCCUGAAUUGGCUGUGAAGCUGUGCCAAGGGAUCCUCUUCCAGUGGUUCUAGAGUGCAAACGUGAACCCUUUGGGGUGUUGUAGAGACAGGGAAAGAGCCGAACGACAGAGGACAUGGAUGGUUCCAACAAGCAGAGCGAACCAGGUGUUGGCUGGCAAAACAGAUGAGCAGGGACAUACAAGAAGUAAUUAGUACUGCUCCAGCAACCGGUAGCAUGAGUCAUCACACGUGAAGCUGGAUGUGCUAACUAUAACUAGGUCAGCGGAGACGUGCGAUGGGUUGUACUGCUGGAAUAGCGCUUCGGUUGUGCUUGGAGGACUUCAUGCUCAAGAGGAUGAGGGGCUUAGCCUCUUUCAUUUUGGCAGAAAUACACACAGGUCUCUGCACUCGCUCCCUGGGUUAUGCCGUGUAAAUCUGUAACUUCUGUCCCAGCAGUGCCUGGCAUUGUCUGGGCUCGUUGGCCUGGCAAACAAAAUAGGCCACGGCCAGCAAAAUCCGCGGUGUUAAGUCAUGCCCAGCCCCGAGGCUGUGGCCGAGAGCACAUCCUGCUGGCUGCUCAGUUUACUGAAAUCUAAUAUCUUGUUUGUUUCCUUCUGUGUUUAAUGAGCAGGAUGACAAAUACUGGGCAAGGCGCAGAAAGAACAACAUGGCUGCCAAGCGGUCGAGGGAUGCCCGCCGGCUGAAGGAGAACCAGAUCGCCAUCCGCGCCUCGUUUCUGGAGAAGGAGAACUCGGCUCUCCGCCAGGAGGUGGCCGACCUGCGGAAAGAGCUGGGAAAAUGCAAGAACGUCCUUGCGAAGUACGAAGCUCGACACGGCCCCCUGUAAAGUGAAGGGAGGGGAGCGGGGUUUUUUCUUUUUUCUUUUUUUUUUUUCAGUUGCGGGUUGGCAUUUGAAUAGAUGGACAAUGUGUUUCCUGUUUGAUAGCACCACGCCCAAACCAACCUUUCUGUCUUCAGCACUUUACCAGAAGCAGAAACAAAACUGACUUAUGUUCUUUUUUUUGUUUGCGUAUGCGUGUACCUGCGUAUGUGUGCACGUGUGUUCACACGUCUGUACAUGUGUGUGUGUGCAUGUUGUGUGUGUGUGUGUGCGUGCGCACGCAUCUCAGCACUUCCCAUUUUUACGAAGCCCUCUUCAAAGGGUGCCACAUUUUUACCUGGACUGUUGAGAACCGCCAUAGUAAGCUUUUUAUUAUAUUUUUUCAGUGCUGCUUCAGAUUAGGGUUUUUAUGUUAUUGUAACCAGUUCCAUCCUCCUGAUUUACUUGGAAAGAUCCCAGUAUAAAUUAUAAAAAAAGGAAAAAAAAAAAGAAAAAAGAAAAAAAAAAGUAGAUCUCAGUUUUUCGAGAGUAACAAGCUAUUGUUUAUGUCUAAUCAGAAAAGUUAACGCUAAUAAAGUGCACAAAUAAUAAUUUAGUACUACACUGCAGAGUUAUUAAUUUAUAGAUUGCUUUUGUUGUAUUUUAAGUUUUGGUGAUAAUUGUCUUCAGAUUUAAAGUGCUGUUAGACUGAGUUAGCUAUACUCAUUAUAGAUCCCAUAAUGGCUUCUCUAUAGCUAUUAAGGUUCCUUUUAUUUCCACAGACCCCAGGUAGAUAGGAGUACUAUUGAUAGACCACAGCGUGUGUAUUUUGCACUGUCUGUACCUGAAGCAAUAAUCCUAUUGUACGCUAGCGCGCAUGCUGCCCGGAUGUUCCUAGUGGACGUAGGAUGGUUUCCCUACUCAACAGAAGUUUUCAUGUCUUUAACAAAAAAAAUUUAAAAAGUAAAAGUCACAUUAAUGUGAGCAUGCUAAUUGUAUCCCUGCAAUGGGGAGCGCAUGUAUAAGAAGCAGGAUAAUUAGUUGAAACAACAAAAUUAAUAAUAUCAAAUCAGAUCCGAUGUUGAAAUCAGAGGGGCUUUACUGUUUUCAGUUAGUUAUGCAUUUCUUCAAGUUCCAUUUUGUGAUUACAAAUUAAAUAACCUAAAUUCAGUUGUUUCUUUCCCAUGUUUUGUAAUAUACUUUCUGUGGAUUAUAUCUUGCUGUUUGAAAAAUCACUUUUAUUCAGUUAGAAGAAGUCACUGGUUUGCAAAGCCCAUUUUUCCUAGUGAUUGUUGUUUUGAGUGUGACAUGAACUGAUGGUUCUGAACUUUAGUGUUUUAAACUCUAUUUGCUUUUGAACACAUGUUCUAAUAUAAAGUGGACUUCUGAGAAAUGAAUGUAAGAGACACUGGUGUAUUUCAGAAGGGGAUGGUGUUGUCAUAUACUGUGGUUAAUCCAAUCAAUCUAAGUGUUUACUAUAGACCAAAAGAAUAGAUAUUAUAAAAUGUAUAAAGUUUAUACAGAAUAAUUAUAGUACGUUUGUUUUGUACAGUAUUUUUCAAGUACAAAUACUGACAAUGUAUUUUGAAAGACAUAUAUUAUAUAUAGCAAAGAGAAAAAGCUAUUCCAUGUUUAAAAUAUAUAGCAAAGAUAUAUAUUCUCCAUUAUUGUACAGAAAGGAAAUGCUUAGGGGUUUGUUGUUUUUUUUUGUUGGUUUUUUUUUUUUGUAAUCUUUAAUAUUUUAAGCCUGCCACUGGCACACCGGCAUGUUCUGUGCUUUAAAUUAAAUUUUUUAUGGAAGUAAUACGGCUUUCAAGGAUGUUCCAUAUUACUGAAAAAGAGAGACUUUAUUAUUUUCCAUCAGAAACACAUAAAGAAUCUAUUUAAUAGGGACAAAGCACAAUAUGGAUUUUAGUCAACUAUUAAUUGGACAAUACAAUAUUUUAUAAAGGCAGAAAAACAUUAUAUAAUAAAAAACAUAGUCUUUUCUAAUUCUGCUGCUGAUGGUAGAAUCUGUUUCCAACUGAUUUUUUUAAUAUAUAUCUCUGUUCAUGUAUACAGUUGUACGUACUGCGUACAGUUAUUAACAUGUGAGGAAAAUAUGGUGCUACAUGUCUUGCUCACAAUUUUCUAAGUGUUUUGACAUUAUUUUCAAAUAAAAAGGUUGUUCAUUCCAUUAAAUAAUUAUUCAUGCUUCAGGAGAUUGUUGCAAAGGACCCAACAUUUUGUUCAGCAUAAAAAAUAUCCUCACAUCAAUGGCAUUUUUCCAGUAUUUUUCCUCAAACGCACCCAACUUGUCCCUUAAUGUGCAGUACUCGCCUCUGGACCAUUUAUUCAGUGAACUGAAUUUCCAUGUGCUGCAGCAAAGUUUAAAGUGUAGUAAGUUAUUUUCUAGAGGUCAGUAUAAGCCACUGGAUGCAUGGGUAGAGAAACGAGGCUGACUGUUUGGUAUAAGUCAGUGUAUCUGCUAUAUCCCCUAUGAAAUAAACCUUUGGUUUUUCCUUUGGAGUAGGUUGUGUGACAGUGGGGGGGCUCAGCCAGCCAGCCACUGCUAUGAAUAUGUUUUUAGCAGCAACAUGGCAAAAUGCAACAGCUUCUCAUCACCCUCGCUAUGAGUGUUCUUGGGGUGAUGCCUGAACAGCAGAAAUUAAGUAUAUGAAAUGGGCUGGUACGUAAAUAGCUAGAGCCAUCGUGCACUGCAUUGUGACCACAAAAUGUUCUUUAAAAUAUAAAAGGCAGCUUGGGAAAAAAAAAUGCAGAUGAUUAUUUAGUUUCUUUUGGGCAGGGAAGGGGUGGGAGAUGGUAGUUUUGUAGGUUGGCUAUCACAGAUUUAUUAAGUCACGGCCACAGAGGAGCAGAGGCUUCCAGCAAUGACCUCGUCCAGCAGCAGCAAUGCACCCACUCGGAGCUCAGUGGGAGGAGGCAGUGCCUGGGCACCCAACUGGGGCAUCGAGAGGCUUUUGGGGGACUUUCAUAGGAGCCUGUGGGGCUUGGGCACUCACCUCUUACUGUGGGAGCUCAGUACCCAGGCUCAGCUGGAAAGAAAAUAAAUGUGGGCUAAAACCUGGAAAAAAGCCACAAGUUCUCCAACCAGUCUGUCUCCCCAGAAUGGCAGUAUCAAGGAAACCCAGAAAGUUUAGCUCAUUUUCAGGUCCUAAGGUCAGCUUAGCUGGGAUCAUCACACCUCUGAUGGCUUUGAAGGAGCUUGUAGGCAUAAGAAAUUCUAAUUUUAUAAAAAUAGAAAUAUAUAUAUUUGCAGAAUAAUUACUAUUGUGUCUAAAUAAUUCACUGACCUCUAUUAAAACAUAAGCAUUGGUAAAAUGCUUUUUUUUUUUUCUCUAAGUCUUAGAAGUGAAUUCUUUCUUUUUGAGAAGGAAUAUCCUCUAAAAAUAAAUUGCAUUUGAGAUGUGUUUGUGAAUAUGAGCACCUUGGGACUCUGCUUGGGAAGGCACGUGGCAGAGAGUAGGAAGGAGUUACUUUUUCCUUUUUGAAUGGUGCUAAAAAGUCACUAAACCGAGCACCAUGGAACUAAAGUUUUGACUUGAAUCCACAUAAGCAAGAAAUAGAAUGCAAGGGAUGCACGUUAGCUCGGCUUCCUGCUUGACUUGCUCAGCACUGCCUGCACCUAACAGCACAAAUGCUGCAGUGGCAAGCUGGAAGUUGGGUGCGUUAAGUGGUGCCGAAGGACCCCGAACAUUUGAUUAUCUUGCCUCCGUGGGUUUGUAAUAGCCCCAAUUAUUGCUUUAAAUCUAUUUUUGCAUGUGAUUUAUGAUAGAGAUGUGCAGUUUAUUUUUAUUUUGUUGAUUUUUUUAUGUGAAGAAAGAAAUAUGUAUGAAUUAAAACUUACAAGUGAUCAACCAUCGUAUUUCUGGCAACACCACAAGACAGCAUCUGUUUAAAUACAAGUUUAAUAAAUAAGAUCAAAUUAACUGUAUGACAUGAAAUGGAUUGCAUCCUGUAUGCUGUUCAGCCCAAACCUUUUUUUUUUUUUUGUCUGUUAUUCUUAAUGUUUAAUAAACUUUUAAAUUUUUCU
Molecule: messenger RNA, 8098 nt
Organism: Cygnus olor (mute swan)
Lineage: Eukaryota; Metazoa; Chordata; Aves; Anseriformes; Anatidae
Gene: HLF
Product: HLF transcription factor, PAR bZIP family member
Exons: 4
Coding region: 217-936 (239 amino acids)
Biological process (GO): regulation of transcription by RNA polymerase II
Cellular component (GO): nucleus
Molecular function (GO): RNA polymerase II cis-regulatory region sequence-specific DNA binding; DNA-binding transcription factor activity, RNA polymerase II-specific
Source: RefSeq, a predicted model, not a curated record